This is a messenger RNA of Argiope bruennichi, 951 nucleotides long. RefSeq lists its product as uncharacterized. The transcript has 4 exons. Lineage: Eukaryota; Metazoa; Arthropoda; Arachnida; Araneae; Araneidae. Bases 158 to 946 code for a protein of 262 amino acids. The record is from RefSeq and is a predicted model, not a curated record.
GUCUUGAAAUGCAUAUGUCAAGGCUUAUCUGUUUCAAUGAAGGGGAUGAAGAAUUUAUGAUCUUUCGCCAUAAGAGGAUAUUGGAGUUUCUAAAUUACGACAGAAAGAGAAAGCUUUCAAAAUUUUCUAUGUGGUGUGAACUACACAGAAUUUUACCAUGUGGAUGACGCUUGCAAUGGUUUUUUGCAUAGCUUUCCUCUCCAGCAUGGAAGCUAAAGGAGAAGAAAUAGCUAUUACUGGCAAAGAAGCCGAGGAAUACGAUGAAAGACUAUCCAUAUUCAUCAAAGAAAUUUUAGAAAAUUUCCGAGAGCAGAUGCCAGAGGGUAUUAAAGAGAUUGGCAUCCCACCUGUAGAUCCAUUGGUCAUCCCCGAUGUGAAUGAAGACAUCAACGACAACAUUGCCAAGAUGGUCCUGCGCAUGCGCAAUCUCACCGUCACGGGAAUUUCCAAGUUCCACAUUGAGGAACUAAAAGCCGACUUGGAGAAAGGCUUUGCCAAUUUCAGUAUAUCCUUGCCAGAACUGACAGCCAAAGGAGAAUGUUUCAUGAAUGGGAAGAUAUUGGGCAUUUUCCCAAUCAACAGCGACGGGCCGUUUUUUAUACACGUUACAGAGGUUAACGUGAAAGGUCAUGGUGAUUUAAAUGUUACAACUGGUGGAGAGACAAGACUUCACAUGAAUGACCUGAAACUGAACCUCACUUUUGGACCUCUGAAUCUUGAGUUUAAGAGCUUGCUAGGUGGUGGAAGAUGGACUCAAGUGCUUCUUAGGUUGCUCACCGGAUUAGGUCCGAAGCUUUUCGAACAUUUUCAUAAGGAUGCCAUGAAAGAACUGAAUAAAGUGUUGUUAAAGCUGAUUAAUCAAGAAUUAGACAAAGGAACUCUUUCAGAACUCUUAGACCAGAUUCCUAUGGCUCCUCUUAAACAUGUGAAAAUAAAGUUCUUUUGAUAGAA